AUGACCCAGAAGCUGAAGAGCACAGAUCGGAUUUCUGACUCUGCAGGAGACGGUGGAGGUGCCGCAGACCAGCGCAGUCUGUUUGGCUGCCCUAAUGGCCGCUCCAAGACACGCUGUCUGCUCGUCUGGACCUUUACGAGAACCUCCUCCAGGGCUUGCGCACCCCUGGACAAUGAGGAAUCCAAAGAUUUUAUUUGCAAACAUGGACAUAAAGGGAUUCUUUCUGUGGAUCUGAUAUCAAAGAUUCAAGAUAUCAGUACAGUGAAAGAGGCCUUCAUCCCUCCUGUAGGCCCAGGGGUCAGGCAGAGGGGGCUGAGAGAAGAAAUUCUAGAAAAAUCCCUGUACAGGACAAUAAGUGAGCAGGUGCACAAUGUAUUUAAUCCUGGUCCUCCUAAAGCAGAGUUUUUCUCAACCACAAGAGAGGACUUUAAAGUCCCAGGGUUUAAAUCCGUCCCCCCAUCACCUUCCAAGGAACAUGACUAUAAAAGGGAACAAGCAAUUUCCUUUUGGAGUGAGAACCAUCAGAAGAUACAGGGUGUAACAGCAGUGAGAACCAUGGAUACUCCAUUCAAAAAGAACGCAACCUUCAGCACACCAAUCAAAGAGUGCCUUGAAGAUUCUGUGCCGUACACAUUUGCUGAUCAUCCAGAUAUAUGAGCCCCAGGCAUAGCAUAAAUACAUUGGUUUACUGCUUUUGAAC
Megalops cyprinoides (Indo-Pacific tarpon) is the source of this 700-nucleotide messenger RNA. RefSeq names its product sperm associated antigen 8 (gene spag8). Gene Ontology annotation, cellular component: nucleus; cytoplasm. Gene Ontology annotation, molecular function: microtubule binding. Lineage: Eukaryota; Metazoa; Chordata; Actinopteri; Elopiformes; Megalopidae. The transcript is spliced from 6 exons. The record is from RefSeq and is a predicted model, not a curated record. Gene Ontology annotation, biological process: positive regulation of transcription by RNA polymerase II. Bases 1 to 657 code for a protein of 218 amino acids.